UCCCCAACAGACCACAGCACCUGUUUACUCGUACUACAUCCUAGCUCAAAAAUCUGGUCACACAAGUCAUCCAUCGAGUAUGGCCUCGAGACCCGCCGCCGUGUCCUCCCUCGCGCUCCUCGCGCUGCUCCUCUCGUGCGCCGUCACGAUGAGCAGCGCGGCACGGAGGCUGGAGGAAGAACCGGCGCCCAAGGAGGAGGAGCCGGAGUUCCCGCCGCACCUGACCGUGCCGGAGCUGCCGGUGCCGGAGCACGAGCUGCCCCCGCUCCCGGAGGCGCACCUGCCGCCCAAGCCGGAGCUGCCGCCGCUACCGAAGGUCGAGCUGCCGCCGAAGCCCGAGAUGCCCGCCAUUCCCGAGCUCCACUUCCCGGAGCCGGAGGCGGCCAAGCCAUGAUGAUGCAGCACGAUCAGGGCUGCACACCCUACAGCAUAUACGCCCCACUCGUGACGUGUUCCCUCGUACGUACUUGUGUACUUGUACUGCGUGUGGUGUCUUGCCUUGUGUGUUCUUGUAGCGUGGUUUCCAUUUCUCUCAGCGCGUACUUCGUGUAUAUAUAGCUUUGUUGAUUACAUGUACGUCAUGGAUUCACACCUACAGAUAAAUAAGUAAUUUUAUUUGCGAAAAACAA
This is a messenger RNA of Panicum hallii, 629 nucleotides long. RefSeq names its product protein PELPK1-like. The transcript has a single exon. Bases 80 to 394 code for a protein of 104 amino acids. The record is from RefSeq and is a predicted model, not a curated record. NCBI's taxonomy places the organism in Eukaryota, Viridiplantae, Streptophyta, Magnoliopsida, Poales, Poaceae.